ACCAAAUCCAAUAGCACAAAGUCAAAGAAGACUCUAGAAGAAGACAAAGCUUGCAAUGAUCAUCAAAAUGAAAAAAACACAAAAAGCAUAUUAUCUUGUUUUGAAAACAUCAAUGUAAUUAUAAUUACAAUCUUUGUUCCUCUUCAUAUUCAUGGCUUUCAACAUGAUGUUUCUUCUAAUCCUUGUUCUUGUUUUACAAAUUUUUCUAAUACCAACUUUCUAUUGCCACACCAAUUUAUCUCAAAGCCAAAACAUUGAAAUUUUUUAUCCAAUUGAAACUGAUGAACAACCAAAACCAACACAACCAUCACCAAUACCAAUACCAAUACCAUCAUCCACAAAAUCUUCUUCAAAUAGUAAAAUAGUAACUGCUGUAGCUGCAUCUGCAACAGGAACAUUAGUUCUUUCUGCUCUAAUUUUCUUCUUUGUUAUGAAGUGCUUUAGAGCAAAAAGAAGAAAUGUUGUGAUUGUAAACAAUAACAACACUUCUUCUUUAGAUCAUGGAAAUGGUAUGCCUCAAGUGAAAGUGAUUGAGAAAAUGGAAGGUAAAAUCAAAGGGCUUAUUAUUGAUGAAGAUGGUUUAGAUGUUGUUUAUUGGAGAAAACUUGAAGAUCAAAACUCUAAUAAGGAUUUGCAAAAGGGUGGUCCUAAAAAAAAACAAUAUUAUGAUCACAAUCACAAUGAAGAAAAUCAAGGGAAAAAUUUAGAGUCAUCAAGGAAAAAAUCAAGGGAAAAUCAAGAAACUCAUUUGCUUAGAGGAAAAUCUUCAACUUCACACAUGAAUAUAUUUCCACAAGAAUCAUCAUAUACAAUUAUGAAAAUUACACCUCCUGCACCUCCUCCUAUUAUUCCUACUCAACCAUUUUCUUUAGACCUUCUUCCUUCAUCGCCGAAACGGCUAAAACCACCCUCAACUUCUUUCUCAUCAAUUCCAAAACAUUCAAAUCCUUUUGUCUCAUCAAUUCCGAAUAUGACGAAUGAUGAAACGCCAGUAAUAUCUGAUGAUAGAAUGAGUCAAAAACCGCAGCCACCUCCUCCUCCUCCUCCACCAAUACCUGAUAGAAAAAGUUCAGCACCGACGCCUCCUCCUCCUCCUCCACCAAUACCGGAUAGAAAAAGCUCAGCACCGGCGCCUCCUCCUCCUCCUCCACCAAUUCCAAAUAGAAAGAGUUCUGCAACACCGCCACCACCACCUCCUCCUCCAGUAACUGGUGGAAAGAGUCCUGCACCACCACCCCCGCCGAAGACAGGUGGAUUGAAAUUGAAGUCAUCAUCAAAACCACCACCUAUCCCUAUUGAAACAUCUUCAAGUGAAGUAAAAAUGAAACCGUUGCAUUGGGAUAAGGUGAAUACUAAUCUUGACCACUCUAUGGUGUGGGACAAAAUCGACCGUGGUUCAUUCAGGGUUGAUGAUGAUCUUAUGGAAGCUCUCUUCGGGAUUGUUGCAGCCAAUUCAAACAAAUCAGACGGUAACACUUCAAAAGGAAAGGAAUCAACAAGUCCAAACAGGGAUGCAUCGACAAAUGCUUUCAUUCUUGACCCUAGAAAAUCACAAAACACUGCUAUAGUUUUGAAAUCUCUUGCAAUCUCACGAAAAGAAAUCAUUGAAGCACUCAUUGAUGGUCAAGGCCUCAAUGCAGAUACAAUUGAAAAGCUUUCAAGAGUAGCUCCAACAAAAGAAGAACAAUCCCAAAUACUUGAAUAUCAAGGAGACCCAACAAAACUUGCAGCAGCUGAAUCUUUCUUGUACCACGUCCUCAAAGCAGUUCCUUCGGCAUUUAAGCGCUUGAAUGCAAUUCUAUUCAGGUUGAAUUAUGAAUCGGAGAUUGUAGAAAUCAAGGAGUUUCUGCAGACCCUUGAGCUAGCGUGUAAGGAGCUUCGAAACCAAGGAGUUUUUGUGAAGCUUCUUGAAGCAGUUCUUAAGGCCGGAAACCGUAUGAAUGCAGGUACUAACAGAGGUAAUGCUCAAGCUUUCAACUUGGUUUCUCUAAGGAAACUCUCUGAUGUUAAGAGUGUUGACGGAAAAACCACAUUGCUUCACUUUGUGGUUGAAGAAGUAGUCCGUUCCGAAGGAAAACGCGCGGUUCUUAACCGCAAUCAUAGUUUGAGUCGUAGUUUCAGUAGGAGCAAUAGCAGCAGUGGCAUUGGAGACUCUAUGGAUUCUGCUACUUCAAAGGAACAAAAACAAAGGGAAUAUACAACACUAGGAUUACCAAUUGUAGGAGGGGUCAGUGCUGAGUUUUCCAAUGUAAAGAAAGUUGCUCAAACAGAUUACAAUAGUUUUGUUGGUUCUAUCUCAGCACUCUUGGCAAAGAUAGUUGAAAUUCGGCAACUUGUUUCGCAGUGUGGAAAAAAUGAUAAAGAUGGAAAGUUUAUCAGAGAGAUGAACCAUUUUCUUGAAAAUGCUGAAAAGGAAAUGCAAUUGGUGAGUGAAGAACAAACAAGGGUAAUGCAGCUUGUUAAGAGAACAACGGAUUAUUAUCAAGGUGGAGCUUCAAAAGACAGUGCAGGAGAACAGCCUCUUUAUCUAUUUGUUAUAGUCAAGGAUUUUCUUGGAAUGGUUGAUCAAGCCUGUAUAGAUAUCACUCGAAACAUGCAGAAAAAGAAGAUACCUAAGGCAAAGUCUUAAAAACAGCCUACGUUCGCAAUGUCCGUGACAUCAACAUUUUUCAAGUCUCUGUGAGGCCAUACAAGUCGUAUUUGACUGCAAUUUUUCACAACAAUGAAAAUAGCGACCUUCGCUAUUUUAAACCUUGCACGACAAAUUAAGGGUGGAAGUCAGCAGAGGGAUGAGCAGAAAAGUCUUUUUGAGGUGUCAAACCUGCCGGAACAUAGCAGGUCAAACAAUUCUAGGAUUAGUAAAACUGUUUCAACUUUUUCCUAUGUCACCAAUUACCCAAGGAGCUGAAAUUCUGUCAUGACAGGACCAAUUUGUGUCUGGAAAAUUAAGCUAAUAUCUCCUUGUCUUUAUGAUACUAUAAAAUGUAGGUGUUACUUGUAUAGAGAACUAUUGUUCACGAGCCUUUUUGAAGUCUAGUGUAUAUAGAUGUUGGAUUCUUUUGGCAUUAACAGUACUUGCAACAUAUUUUCUUGUUUACUAUUACUAUGUUUGUAGCAUUCCAGUGCUAGAAUAAUGUUUGAAUUUUUAACUUUGAAAAGAUCCCACCAUUUCUGAAAAAGUCUUAAUACAGUUCAUGUUCCAGAA
Trifolium pratense (red clover) is the source of this 3205-nucleotide messenger RNA. Its product is annotated as formin-like protein 4. Gene Ontology annotation, molecular function: actin filament binding. Gene Ontology annotation, biological process: actin nucleation; actin cytoskeleton organization. NCBI's taxonomy places the organism in Eukaryota, Viridiplantae, Streptophyta, Magnoliopsida, Fabales, Fabaceae. The record is from RefSeq and is a predicted model, not a curated record. The transcript is spliced from 2 exons. Bases 152 to 2629 code for a protein of 825 amino acids.